AUGGUACAAUCAAAGAAGUUCAGAGGUGUUAGGCAACGCCAGUGGGGCUCUUGGGUUUCCGAAAUUCGUCACCCCUUACUGAAAAGAAGGAUUUGGCUGGGCACAUUUGAGACAGCAGAGGCGGCGGCACGAGCAUAUGACCAAGCGGCCAUCUUGAUGAACGGCCAGAAUGCAAAGACAAAUUUUCCAGUAGGAAAGAAUGAUGCCAAUCACACACACUCCAGUGAAGACUCAUCUUUUUCUCCAUCAGCAUUAUCAGACAUGCUUACUGCAAAGCUUCGAAAAUGUUGCAAGGAUCCAGCACCUUCACUUACUUGUUUAAGGCUUGAUACAGAUAAUUCUCACCUUGGAGUGUGGCAAAAGAGUGCGGGACGACGACCCGUCUCCAACUGGGUCAUGAGAGUUGAGCUUGGGAACAACAAGAAACAAAAUCCCGAUGAUGCAUUGCCAUCCUUGUCAUCGUCGGAAUCUCUGUCGUCUGGGAUUGAUGGAGCAGGCGGCGAAAUGGAUGAAGAGAAUAAGAUUGCUAUGCAAAUGAUUGAAGAACUUCUGAACUGGAAUUGUCCAAUACCGCCUUCACCUCCUAAUGGAAUCAACAAAGGAAAAGGUCCUUUGCUUGUCUAGUCCUCGGUAGUUCAGUAUAUCCCCUGCUUCCUUUGCUAUCUCGAAGAACUUAUGUAGUUGUCAACACAAGAAGCCACCUCACUGCUCUUUUAAUAACUUAAGCCUAUGUAUAUCACAUAGGUAAGAACAAGACGAAAGGAAAAUUGCUCUGCAUUUUCCUUCAAUAUAACGAUAUGUACAGUAGGUAUAGCAUAUUGUACUUUCUUGCCUCCAACGUAAUGAUAUGUAUAGUUGAUUUGAAAGAAAACAGGGUUGAAUUGGCUGUGAUGGC
Ilex paraguariensis (yerba mate) is the source of this 895-nucleotide messenger RNA. The record is from the annotation of a GenBank genome assembly. Lineage: Eukaryota; Viridiplantae; Streptophyta; Magnoliopsida; Aquifoliales; Aquifoliaceae.